Molecule: messenger RNA, 966 nt
Organism: Suillus fuscotomentosus
Lineage: Eukaryota; Fungi; Basidiomycota; Agaricomycetes; Boletales; Suillaceae
Exons: 14
Coding region: 135-821 (228 amino acids)
Source: RefSeq, a predicted model, not a curated record
UCCUCCUUCUCAUUAUCACGGUUGCUUCCAAGUUGUUUCCUUUCUGUGUCGAAAGCGCGACGUCCAGGACAUAUUUAUCUGACACGUUGCCAAUAAACGUGCAUUUUAUCCAUUGAAUAGAGCAGCGUUUGCUUAUGGAAAGUGUGAUCGUGGAGAAAUAUCUGCGAAUAGCAUGCAUGUCUAUCGGGUUUUAUGAUUAUAUUCUUACACUCCCCGCAGAAUGGCGUUUUUACCAAAGCGAAUCGUCAUUUUUUCAUUUAAGUCUUGCCUGCGUUUUAUUCAUUCUCAUACGCUAUGUCAGUAUCGUGACUAUAGUAGUCAGCAAUUACGGGUUCUUCUCCACUACCUUUACCCAACAAACCUGUCAAAAAUACUAUCUUGUUGCGCCUAUCUUCAAAGUCGUACAAACUAUGAUAUCACAGGUCAUUCUAGGUGUGAGAACAUUCAAUAUUGCAAGAAGAGAUAGGCGGAUAGGAAUUGCAUUAUUGCUGCUAUACCUCUUCUCAAUUUCGGCGGAGUGGUUCGUUGAUCUAUUUCACGGGACCCCUGCCGUCCUUGAUUUAGGAAACUGUACUUCAGUAAAUUCUGCCAGAGUACUGUCAACCUGGUUCUUCUACUUCCCUGUGAUGUUGUAUGACAUCGUGAUGGUGACGGUAUCUACCAUGUAUCUUCUGCGUUAUAAUCCUCUCAGUAGCAGAGUCGAACGGUUGAUACGGGUUCUGAUUUAUGACGGCAUUGGAUAUUUUCUCGUGUUGUCCGGCAAGUGUGCUCUGCUUGUGACGAGUACCCUCUUAACACUCCUUCAGUGUCGAACGUAUUGAACCUCAUCUUUUAUCAUACGACCAAUCUCGAGACUCAGGUACGUAGGCUGAAUUAUGGAUACGCCAAAACUUAGCUCUAUUGUAUCCACUCGCUUCCAUCAUUAGUCGGCAGGGGCAUCAAUAGGUUAUACUGUGACCUGGAUCA